UUAUUCAAGCUAGGGCCUGCUGAAUCUUUAUGCAUAUCUGAAGCUUCUGAAGCCAAUAAAGAGAAAUCAUAUUCACGAGGAAUCUCCAUUCAAUUUAGAAACGAGGAGGAAAGUAGGGCCUUCCAUUGUACAUUUGAGCAAUGGAAGAAGGAAGUGGUUGUUCAAGAAAGUCCUUUGAUAAAUGGAGUAGUAUUAACUUCGAAAAGCAAAUUUGACGACAAAAUCGAGGCAUCUUCUGCCAAAAUGUACUUUCACUAUUAUGGGCAGCUAUUGCAUCAGCAGAAUAUGUUGCAGGAUUUUGUAAGAACAGGAACCUAUUAUUCUGCUGUAAUUGAGAACCGUGUUGAUUUUAUUGGUCGCGUAGUGGUUGAUGUUGGUGCUGGUAGUGGCAUUUUGUCGUUAUUUGCAGCUCAGGCUGGUGCAAAGCAUGUUUAUGCCAUAGAGGCGUCUGAAAUGGCUGACUAUGCAAGAAGACUUAUUGCUGGAAAUCCAAUACUGAGUGAAAAGAUUACAGUAAUCAAAGGAAAGGUCGAAGACGUAGAGUUACCUGAGAAAGCUGAUAUUUUGAUCUCUGAGCCAAUGGGUACGUUGUUAGUUAAUGAAAGAAUGUUGGAGUCGUAUGUUAUUGCAAGAGACAGAUUUCUUGUUCAAAAUGGAAAAAUGUUUCCUGGCGUCGGAAGAAUACACAUGGCACCAUUUAGUGACGAAUAUUUGUAUAUGGAAAUAGCAAAUAAGGCUACCUUUUGGCAGCAGCAAAACUACUUUGGGGUUGAUUUGACACCAUUGCACGGAUCUGCUUACCAAGGAUACUUUUCUCAGCCAGUUGUUGAUGCUUUCGAUUCUAGAUUAUUGGUAGCCCCUGCAGUGUCCCAUGUGAUAAACUUCACUUCUGUAAAGGAAGAAGAUCUAUAUGAAAUCGAUGUCCCAUUGAGAUUUUUCUCUGCCGUUAGCACUAGAAUUCAUGGGCUGGCAUGCUGGUUUGAUGUACUUUUUAAUGGAAGCACCGUGCAAAGAUGGCUGACCACUGCUCCCAGUGCACCAACAACUCACUGGUAUCAGCUUCGGUGUGUCUUACCACAACCACUUUAUGUCAUGCCAGGACAGGAGAUAACUGGACGGCUUCACCUAGUUGCCCAUAAGGCACAGAGUUAUACCAUUUAUCUAACAUUGUCAGCUCUUGUUGGAGAUAUGCUCCAAACAUCAUAUGUUAAACUUGAUCUGAAGGAACCGUAUUACCGGAUGUCCCAGCCCCAGGCAUAUUCAGCAGCACAAGAUCAACAACCUAAUCAGCUAUUACAAUCUCAGGACACGCAAUUUCCAUCGCGAGAUGAAGAUGGAUCGAUCCUGAUGGAACCGCUCUCUCCUAAUCCCGAGAUACAUUCACUCUGAUAGUAAAAUCCAUCUCUGCGAGAUGUGCGUCGCGAUGUGCUCUUGCACCUGUGACAUCAUUAGUGCUUGAAGCUAAGCUUAAGCAUGCAUGUUUAUGUUAUAUUCCAAGUUUUGAAUUGAAUGAUUUAACAUCAAGUACAUCUUUCUCAAUUAGCAGCACUGGCAGACUCCAUAUUCAAAUGCUUCUAAAUUAAAUUUGAUAUGCAGAAAUGUAAGGUAA
Messenger RNA from Capsicum annuum, 1609 nucleotides. RefSeq names its product probable histone-arginine methyltransferase 1.3. Gene Ontology annotation, molecular function: protein-arginine N-methyltransferase activity. Gene Ontology annotation, biological process: peptidyl-arginine methylation. The record is from RefSeq and is a predicted model, not a curated record. Lineage: Eukaryota; Viridiplantae; Streptophyta; Magnoliopsida; Solanales; Solanaceae.